Messenger RNA from Solanum tuberosum (potato), 3695 nucleotides. RefSeq names its product methyltransferase-like protein 1. The record is from RefSeq and is a predicted model, not a curated record. Gene Ontology annotation, molecular function: methyltransferase activity; mRNA binding. NCBI's taxonomy places the organism in Eukaryota, Viridiplantae, Streptophyta, Magnoliopsida, Solanales, Solanaceae. Gene Ontology annotation, biological process: mRNA modification; methylation. Bases 256 to 3531 code for a protein of 1091 amino acids. The transcript has 7 exons. Gene Ontology annotation, cellular component: RNA N6-methyladenosine methyltransferase complex; nucleus.
UAACAGUUCUAACCCGCUUUCUCUUCCUCUCUUACCUUUUGCCUCCGCUUCUACUCUCUACACUUCUUCGCCGACGCCGUAUUUGGUCACCGGAGGUCGCCGCCGUCACUCGCCGCCAAAUCCGCCGGCAUCGGAAAGUGCUCCACUUAUUCCGGUUACGACCCCACACACAUUUUGUUCCCAAUUUGCUGCUGUCUCGUAUUGCAUUCAUUCAAUGAAGUGCUGAGAAUAAUCUAGCGUGGGUUUUCUCUCUUGAUGACUUCCCCUGAACGAGUAAGGAGUUAUCUGAAACAGGAUGACCCAGACUUAAAGUUGGACGAUGACUGGGAAGGGGAUGAUAAGAGAAAAUACAGGUCAAGUAAUUCAAGGUCUGGCAACAGUGAAGAAGCUGAAGGUUUAGAUAGUAAUGGAAGAAGGAGAAGUACUGUAGACAGAAAUGAGAGUCGGAAAAGAUCAGGUGGAUCAAGCAAAACGGAUAUUGAUGAGGAUGACUAUGAGGGAAACGACUUGCGGUCCAAAUUGAUGAAGAAGAAGCAGGGGGAGAAUACAUUGGAGACGUUGAGCAAUUGGUAUCGGGAUGGAGAACUUGGGGGAAAGUAUGAUAAUGGAGACAGAACUGGGGAUAGAGGACAAUUCCUAGCUAAUGAGAGUGUUCGAAGGAAAUCAACUUCAAGGUUUUCUGAUGGUGAUGGUUCCCAGACAAGGAAUCAAGGUAAAAAUGAAAAGCUACUUGGUGGGGAUUCUGAAAAUGCAAUGGAAAGGGACUCUAGACGUUUGGAAAGGAAGGAUAGCACCAAAGAAAAGGAGAAUGUGCAGUUGGAUAGCCUUAAAAAUUCAAAUGGAGACAAAAAUAAUAAAUACCUGGAAAGUGGCGAGACAAAAACUGACUCUGACAGGAGUAAGAAAGUCAGGUUGUAUGCUAUAGAGGAAGACAGUGGUGGAACAUCUUCUAUACAAGAAGAUAAGUUGAGCAUAGAGAGAGUUGAGGAGCAUAGACAGAUAAAAAGUGCCACAAGUCAUCACACGGCUGAAAGUCAUGAAAGGUCUAUGGUAGCAGGUGAUGACGGUGGCUCAUUGGUGCGAGAAAGAAAUAGGAGAGAGAUGGAUUCCUCUGAUAGGUCCAGAACACCUGAGAGAAGUGGAAGGCGCCGUUACGACUCAGAAAGCGUUGAGAUGGAAUAUGAAAAACGAGAUACCUUCAGGAGGAAAGAACAAGAAAAAGAUGGUGUGAGAGAUGAUAAAUCAAAAGGAAGGGAUGACGGCAGGAGUGAUAGAAACAGAGUUCGGGAUGGUUCCAAAGAUGGGUGGAAAAGAAGGCAAGGGAACUUUGUUGACAAGGAAAUGAAGGAAGGCGAGACACCUUACGAACAUGGCAGAGAGUGGGAAAUACCCAGACGUGGUUGGAUUGACAAUGAAAGGCCUCGUUCUGGUGGUAGAAAAGAUGGAAAUAGGACUGAAGCCUUGAAAACUUCAUCGAAAUAUGGAAUUUCAAAUGACAAUUAUGAUGUCAUAGAGAUCCAAACCAGGCCAUUUGACUAUGGUAGGGAGGAGGCCAUAUCUUCUGCAGCAAGAACAACUGAAGUUAAUCAGAGUUCUGAUGCAAAAUCACUUCCAGAUGAUGAGAACUAUGCCAGGGAAGGCAGGGGAAGAAACAUGAAUUGGUCAGGCCAAUCUGGUCCAGAUUUAAGGGAUACGUCAGGUGACAGUUCAAAUAAGGAUGAGAUUGAAGCAAGGGGUCAGAAAGGAGAUGCAUCUAUUCGAGCUGCCUGGGGCCAACCUUCCAGUUCAGAACCUUCAUAUGUAAACCAGGAACCGUCUUCCUUCAAUAGAUCUGUCCCAAUAGGUUCUAAAGGAGGUAGGGUUGGGAGAGGAGGAAGAGGGAGGCCUACAGGAAGGGAUGGCCACCAAUUCGGACCUCCAAUGCCAAUGAUGGGAUCACCUUUUGGACCACUUGGAAUGCCGUCGCCUGGAUCUGUGCAAUCUUUAGCUCCUAACAUGUCACCUGCUCCAGGUCCACCUAUGUCCCCUUUCAUUCCUCCAUUUUCGUCUCCUCUGGUUUGGCCUGGAGGCCGAGGUGUUGAGAUGAAUAUGCUAGGUGUUCCACCUGGACUUCCACCUGUUCUGUCUGGACCUGGAUUUCCCCCUAAUUUGGGGAAUCUGCCAAAUCAUGCAAUGUAUUUUAAUCAACUAGGUCCUGGAAGAGGAACACCACCUAACAUGUCUGGUCCAAAUUUUAAUGCACUAAUACCAGGAGGUCGUGGACAGGUUAAAGAUAAAGCUAAUGCAGGUUGGGUGCCUUCUCGAGCUAAUGCGCCACCUGGAAAAGCUCCUUCUAGGGGUGAGCAGAAUGAUUAUUCCCAAAAUUUUGUAGACACUGGCACGAGGCCUCAAAAUUUCAUCAGGGAAUUAGAGCUUACCAGUGUUAUUGAGGACUAUCCCAAGCUUCGAGAACUUAUUCAAAGGAAGGAUGAGAUUGUUGUCAAAUCUUCUUCAUCUCCCAUGUAUUACAAAUGUGACCUACAUGAGCAGGAGCUCUCCCCAGAGUUAUUUGGGACCAAAUUUGAUGUCAUUCUAAUUGACCCCCCAUGGGAGGAAUAUGUUCAUCGAGCUCCUGGUGUCACUGACCAUAUGGCAUACUGGACAUUUGAGGAAAUAAUGAAUCUCAAAAUUGAGGCAAUUGCUGACACUCCAUCAUUUGUUUUCCUUUGGGUUGGUGAUGGCGUGGGGCUUGAGCAAGGGCGCCAAUGUCUGAAGAAGUGGGGAUUCCGCAGAUGUGAGGACAUAUGUUGGGUGAAAACAAAUAAGACCACUGCAACUCCAGGAUUGCGUCAUGAUUCCCAUACUUUAUUGCAGCAUACAAAGGAGCACUGCCUUUUGGGCAUAAAAGGAACUGUUCGUCGUAGUACCGAUGGCCAUAUAAUUCAUGCGAAUAUUGACACAGAUGUGAUUAUUGCUGAGGAACCUCCUUAUGGAUCAAGUGCAAAGCCUGAAGAUAUGUACCGUAUAAUUGAGCAUUUUGCACUUGGCCGGAGAAGGCUUGAGCUCUUUGGUGAAGAUCAUAAUAUUCGAUCUGGCUGGCUGACUGUUGGUAAUGGAUUAUCUUCAUCGAAUUUCAGUGCAGAGGCCUAUGUGCGGAAUUUUGCUGAUAGAGAUGGGAAAGUGUGGCAGGGUGGGGGAGGGAGGAAUCCACCACCAGAUGCCCCACAUCUUGUUGUUACGACACCUGAAAUAGAGGCUCUUCGUCCCAAGUCGCCAAUGAAGAAUCAGCAGCAUCAGUCAGCAUCUAUAUCUAUGACAACAAACAACUCAUCCAACAAGAGGGCAACCGGGAACUCACCCCAAAAUAAUACUAAUUCACAAAAUGUGAAUCAAGAAACCUCUAGCUCUAACAACCCGAAUUCAGGUCCUUGGGCUCCUCCAAUGGAGAUUUUUCCUGGGAGAGAGGAUGGACAUAUGAUUUCAGAUAAUAGGCUUUUCGAUAUGUAUGGGUAUAAUGCAGCCUUUAGACAGACAAACUCUGAAUUCUUGUAGUGACAAAACCACAUUCUCCGCGCCGUGAACAGUUCUUUUUUACGUUACGAUAUUGUGGUCAUGAAGACGUCUUCAUUUCUUUAAUCUGUUGAUGAUUCAGUAGAGAAUUGAGUAUAUAUAUUCUUCAUCAAUGGAUAAUUGAGGAUCUUCUGUUGUUCAACCUA